AUGGUCAAGGGUGGCCUCACCACCGCCGCCUUCCGCAGCUACGUGUCCGACAUCCAGGAGGAGGUCCACCAGUACUUCGCCCGUUGGGGCAACGAGGGCGAGGCCGACCUGUACUCCGCCAUGUGCGAGCUGGUCAUCAACACCGCUUCGCGCACCCUCCUCGGCCAGGAUGUCCGCUCGCAGCUGAACGACGAGGUGGCCCGCCUGUACCACGACCUGGAUCUGGGCUUCACCCCGAUCAACUUCCUCUUCCCGAACCUGCCCCUGCCGCGGAACAUCGUGCGCGACCGGGCCAACCUCCAGCUGCGCGAGCUCUUCGUGUCGGUGCUGCGCAAGCGCGCCGCUCGCCUGGAGAAGCUCAAGGCCGAGGGCAAGGAGGACUCCGAGGUCCACCAUGACAUGCUGAACUCCCUGAUGAACGCCACCUACAAGGAUGGCCGGUCCCUGAGCGAGGUCGAGGUGGCCGGGCUGAUGAUCGCCCUGCUGAUGGCUGGCCAGCACACUUCCUCCACUUCGGCCACCUGGUUCGGCCUGUAUCUGCUGCGCGACAAGGAGUACCUGGCCAAGGUCAUGGCCGAGCAGGAGAGCAUCUUCGGCGAUGGCAAGGGCGGCUACGUGCCCCUUGACUUCGAGGGGAUCAGCAACUGCGACCGUCUGGAGUACGUGCUGAAGGAGGUCCUGCGCCUGUGCCCGCCCAUCUUCCAGAUCAUGCGCACGGUCACCGAGGAUGUCUACUUCAAUGACAUGGUCAUCCCGGCCGGCUCGUAUGUGGCCGUCUCGCCGUCGGUCUCCUCGCUCGAUGGCAAGGCCUUCCCCAACCCGAACACCUUCGACCCGGAUCGUUUCUCGCCCGAGCGCGCUGAGGACUCCACCGAGAAGAACAAGGGCCUGUAUGUGCCCUUCGGCCAUGGGCGCCACCGCUGCAUCGGCGAGCCCUUCGCCUACCUGCAGAUCAAGACCAUCUGGGCGGCCAUCCUGCAGACCUUCGAGCUGGAGCCUGUUGGCCCGAUGAACCAGCCCAACUUCAACUCCAUGAUUGUCCUGCCGGAGACCCCGUGCAUGGUCCGCUACAAGCGCCGCGUUCCCCUGUAA
Fonticula alba is the source of this 1092-nucleotide messenger RNA. RefSeq lists its product as hypothetical. Bases 1 to 1092 code for a protein of 363 amino acids. Lineage: Eukaryota; Rotosphaerida; Fonticulaceae. Gene Ontology annotation, molecular function: heme binding; oxidoreductase activity, acting on paired donors, with incorporation or reduction of molecular oxygen; monooxygenase activity. The record is from RefSeq and is a predicted model, not a curated record. The transcript has a single exon.